This is a messenger RNA of Scleropages formosus (Asian bonytongue), 1515 nucleotides long. RefSeq names its product voltage-dependent anion channel 3 (gene vdac3). NCBI's taxonomy places the organism in Eukaryota, Metazoa, Chordata, Actinopteri, Osteoglossiformes, Osteoglossidae. Bases 103 to 957 code for a protein of 284 amino acids. Gene Ontology annotation, molecular function: voltage-gated monoatomic anion channel activity. Gene Ontology annotation, cellular component: mitochondrial outer membrane. The transcript has 10 exons. The record is from RefSeq and is a predicted model, not a curated record. Gene Ontology annotation, biological process: monoatomic anion transmembrane transport.
UUACUGUGUCCUCCUCCUCCUCCUCCUCCUCCUCCUUCUCCUCGCGCCGGACCCGCAGAAGCGCCGUGUUCUUCGUACAGCGGCGGUGAACUUAACGACGCAAUGGCUGUUCCUCCUGCAUACGCUGACCUGGGCAAGGCUGCCAAAGACGUCUUCAGCAAGGGCUACGGCUUCGGAUUGAUCAAACUGGAUCUGAAGACCAAGUCCCAGAGUGGAGUUAUGGAGUUCACCACGUCUGGCUCCAGUAACACAGACACAGGAAAGGCUAGCGGUCACCUGGAGACCAAGUACAAACUCACAGACUUGGGCCUGAGUUUCAACCAGAAGUGGAACACGGACAACACGCUUUCCACCGAGAUCACCCUGGAGGACCAGCUCGCUAAGGGACUGAAACUAACAUUCGAUACAUCGUUUGUGCCAAACACGGGCAAGAAGAGUGGGAAACUCAAGACCGGAUACAAGCGCGACUACAUGAACGUGGGCUGUGACAUCGACUUUGAUUUUGCGGGCCCCACCAUCCACGCGGCCGCGGUGCUUGGCUAUGAGGGCUGGCUGGCCGGCUACCAGAUGGCCUUCGACACAGCCAAGUCCAAGCUGGCUCAGAACAACUUUGCGCUCGGCUACAAGGCCGGUGACUUCCAGCUGCACACCAACGUGAACGACGGCACUGAGUUUGGUGGCUCUAUUUACCAGAAGGUGAACAGUAAACUGGAGACUGCGGUCAACUUGGCCUGGACAGCAGGCAGCAAUAACACUCGCUUUGGGAUCGCGGCGAAAUACCAGCUGGACAAAGACUCCUCCAUUUCUGCCAAAGUCAACAAUGCUAGUCUGAUUGGAGUGGGGUACACGCAAAGCCUGCGACCAGGUGUAAAGCUCACACUCUCUGCACUGAUUGAUGGCAAGAACUUCAGCGCUGGGGGACACAAGGUGGGAAUGGGCUUUGAGCUGGAAGUGUAGAAAAGAGGAGCUGGGAAAUGACUCCCUCCCUUAAAGAGCACCAGUAAAUGUACCUCCAUCCUCAGGACUCCCCAUGAAAACAUGCGUGUACACACUCUCUCUCAUACACACUUCUGGCCUUAACCAAACCCCUAUACGCAGUACUCCCUGGACUCCUCCUAUUCUGAAAAAUAUUUUUUUUUUUUUUGGCAUUCAUUGCAGACUCAUCAAGGUGUUAGUUCCCUGUAUGUGAAUUUCUUACUGCUGCCCUAGCAGAUGAAAUAUUGCGUGGUGUUUGUUUUUAUUUCUUCCAUGAUGAGAUGGCCUGGGGCUGCUUGGUGUUUGUGUGGGAACAUCCUUUUAGUUGUGGUCCGGUGAUCUGCGUAGCUUCACAUCAUUCAACUGUUUACUGUCAAAUGUAACUGCCUGCAUUCUUGUAUUAAACCAAUUUUCCGGUGCGACUUAGCUUGUACUCAGUGUAGAUUCCUCCCUCCUCAUAAUUAAUUUUUGUGUCUCAAGUUGGGAGUCAUUAUGGAGGGACUUGUUCUUAAAUAAAUGUAACUUUCAGUUCACUUUUUA